UAGUUUGGUGUCUUCCUAUUUAUUAAAAUAAUUAAUUAUGAAUACAAAUAAAACUGAAAAUGAAAAUAAAAUAGUGUUACCUCACCACGAACAACAACCGCUCUGUACAAAUCGUCUACCUUACAGACAAGGCAGGAAAUUAACUGCUGUUAAGGUAUACACAAUAGCUAAUGAAUCCAAUCAUCUCCUAAUAUUUGGAGUUCCAAGUUUGAAUCUCCGACAAGAGACUAAAGCUUUAUUUAUGAGGUUCGGUAAACUUUUAAAGUUUAACAUAUCAACAGAACAUCCUGCGGAAUCUUUUACUGAGACAUACCAUGCUCAAUAUGAAAGAAUACAAUCCUCUAGGAUUGCUAAAAGAAUGUUAGAUACAAAAAACUUCUACGGUGGAUCUCUACAUGUGUGUUAUGCACCGGAAAUGGAAAGUAUUGAGGAAACAAAAGAAAAAAUACUUCAAAGACAAAGAGAUGUCUUGUACAGACUUCGUAAUUUACAAAUAAAAGAAGAAAUACCAAAAAAGACAAUAGAUUUAGAAAUACCAAAGGUAAAUGAUGUUAAAAAAUUAAAUAUGGGAGAGAUAAAUACAAUUAAUUUAAGUAAUAAAAUAAUUAAGAAUAAAAGGAAAAAAGCCUUUGAUGAAGUGAUAAAAAAGUAUAAGCCAUGCUUUAUGGCUGAGAAAAGCAUAGACAAUACCCCAACCAUAGAUAAUGUAAAUAAAUCAAAUAAUGAAAGUACAGAUAAAAAAUCUUUACCUAAAGUUAUUGAAAAAGGGCCACUGAUAAAUAAAUUAGAAACUCCAAUACAAAUUGUAGAUUGUACAUCUGCAGAUAAAGAAAUAAUAACAAACAUAAAUGAACAUUUAAAUUAUGAUAAAUUUGGUAACGAAGACAUUAGAAGAAUUAGAAAUAAACCUGUCAAUAAGAUUGUGUUUAAUUUCAAUAAAAAAAGUUAA
Molecule: messenger RNA, 949 nt
Organism: Papilio xuthus (Asian swallowtail)
Lineage: Eukaryota; Metazoa; Arthropoda; Insecta; Lepidoptera; Papilionidae
Product: RNA-binding protein 48
Exons: 2
Coding region: 38-949 (303 amino acids)
Cellular component (GO): nucleoplasm
Molecular function (GO): nucleic acid binding
Source: RefSeq, a predicted model, not a curated record